Molecule: messenger RNA, 234 nt
Organism: Exophiala xenobiotica
Lineage: Eukaryota; Fungi; Ascomycota; Eurotiomycetes; Chaetothyriales; Herpotrichiellaceae
Exons: 2
Coding region: 1-234 (77 amino acids)
Source: RefSeq, a predicted model, not a curated record
AUGGCCGAUCCUCGCGUGCUUGCCGUCGACGGCUUCACCAAGCAGUCAUCACCAAUCCAUGACGCCGGAGAUGGACCCCAUCAGGGGACAGGCGAACAUAUAGCCUACGCAUAUGCAAGAGCUCAUGCGGCGCGGAUCGUUAUAUCUUCGCGCUCGUUACAUGACUUGGAAGCCGUUGCAGAUAAGAUCAAAAGCAUCAACUCGACCAUACAAACUGACGUCGUCGAAGUGUGA